AUGAUUGAUCGCCCUGGAAACGAAAAUGCCGCGGCGGGCACACCAGAGACUGCGGCCGCUCCGUCGCCGCCCGUGGCCGUCGUGGUCGGCGCCGGCCCCGCUGGCAUCCUGACGGCGGUGGGCCUGGCCCGUGCCGGCCUGGACGUGCACGUGUACGAGAGGCACCCCUCCCCGCUGGUGGCAGACUCCUCCGACAAGCACCGGGCGUUUGUCGUCAUGCUGCACCCGAGAGGGCGGCGGGCGCUGAGCGAGGCCGGCUUUGAUGUCUCCGCCUUCGGAGGGGCCGACCUGCAGCCGGUGCAGUCCAUGGCCUUUGGCGCGGGCAGCACGCUGGACACGUGGAGCACGAGCUUCCCCGAGCCGCGCCUGGUGGGCAGCCGCCAUGCCUUCUGCCGCUCGAUGGUGGCGCAGGUGGAGGGAAUGGGACUCAACAUUUCUUGGCAUUUCGAAACCUCGUUCGAAAGCCUGGAUCUGGAGCGCAAAACCGCGCUGUUCUGCUCCGAGAAGGGGCAUGGCGGCAGCGGCAGCAGCAGCCCGCGCGGCCAUGUCCCGCGCGGCGGCGUCACCGAACAGCGCUACGACCUGCUGGUGGCUGCCGACGGCGGGUGGAGCCGCUUGCGGCGCGCCGCGGAGAGGCAGGCCCCGCAGCUGCGCAGCAGCAUGGAGCAGGCGACGGCUCGCUACAAGGUGUUUGAGGGCCUGCCUGCCGCAGACGGCUUUGCCACCAACCAGAUGCGCGCACUGGCGGCUUCGGGCGCGGGCGGCUUCCGCCACGCCGCCGUCGCCUUUGUGCUGGCAGACCCCGCCAGCGGCGCCUGCCGCGGCGUCCUCUCCAUGGAUGAGCAUGCCUGGAACGGGCUGGAGUGCGCGGCGGACUUCGAGUGCCUCAUCUCCCAGCAGUUCCCCUCGCUGCCAGCAGCGUGGAGGGCACCGUUGGCCGCCCAGCUGGAGCAGCGGCCACUGGCUGUGUCGGGCAUGCGGGUGCACGCCUCACAGCUGCACGGCCCCUCGCUGCUGCUGGUGGGGGAUGCCGGGCACGGCGUCACUCCCCGCACCGGCAACGGCAUGAAUGCGGCCCUGGAGGAUGCCUGGCUCAUCUCCCAGCUGCUCAAGGAGAGCGGCGGCGACCUGGCCUCGUUGCCAGAGGCCUUCACCAAGGCUUGCCUGUCCGACGCCCAGGCGCUGCUGUGGCUGGAUGCCAACGCCGCCGCCCGGCGCGGCACCUCAGCCUGGGGCCGCCUCCACCCCGCUGCGCUGCUCAGCGGCGCCAGCAUGGUGGGGCGGGGCAUGCUCAGCAAGGCCACGCGCGGCUACGUGCGCCCCGGCUCGCUGCAGCUCAUGAACGAGGGCUGCGCUCCCUACGCCGAUGUGAAGCGCCAGAUCGAGCGCGACCGCCUGCUGCUGUCCACGGUGGGCGCGCCGCUCACCGCGACCUUUGCGCUGCUGACCACCGUGGCCGCCGUGGCUGGCCGGCUGCGGGGCUGA
This is a messenger RNA of Chlorella variabilis, 1485 nucleotides long. RefSeq lists its product as hypothetical. The record is from RefSeq and is a predicted model, not a curated record. Gene Ontology annotation, biological process: NAD+ metabolic process. Gene Ontology annotation, molecular function: NAD(P)H oxidase H2O2-forming activity; kynurenine 3-monooxygenase activity; FAD binding. Bases 1 to 1485 code for a protein of 494 amino acids. Lineage: Eukaryota; Viridiplantae; Chlorophyta; Trebouxiophyceae; Chlorellales; Chlorellaceae. The transcript has 3 exons.